GCACGAUGCGUAAGAACUGGCCGUAAAAUACGUGCUGGAUGGUGGAAGAAGUGAUUACGGCUGGCUGUGCUGGCUUUACGUGCAUGCAUGAUCGCACAGGAUCCUAAAACAAAAACCAACCAAACAACAACAAUAAAUAAAAGCCCAGCUGCUCUGCAUGGAACACUGAGCACAUCCUGGGAGAAUCCGGAUGAUGGACGGCUUUGUUUAUGUUGUCGAGCAGCUUUAAAAAAAAUGCGUCCUGAUGUCCUGAUCAAAGCGUUCCAGCCGACAGGGAGGAAACUUUCAACUCUCCUCUUUAAGCAGUGAGGAGAGAGGAGAGGAAACCGAGCACCGGUUCACUGAUGAGCUCAGAAAUGACUCGUAGGUUUCAGUGACGCCGAGAGAGAGAGAGAGAGAGAGAGAGAGAGAGAGAAACUGCGUCGAUUUUCGGUGCGUGCUCGCGCUCUUGGAUCCCUGCGCCUCCUCGAGCUGACACUCGUCUGUUUACGACCGGGAUCGUAUGCAAGUAAACAACUGACAAGAACCCAGGGUUCCGGGGCGGAACGUCUCGUCUCGUGCGGGGAGAGAGAGGGCGAGCGCGAGAGAGAGAGAGAGAGAGAGAGAGAGAGAGAGAGAGACGUAUGGGUCCUGCGUGCUCGAGCCCCCGGAUUCCCGCACAGUGCUCAUAGAGGGUGCAGUGCGGUGUCUGCGCUCUCCAACAUCCGCCUAGCUAGCUCAUAUUGAUCUUUUUUUGUUUUAUGGGUUGUUUUAAAACGGGACUGAUGGAGUGAUGAACUGAUGGAGUGAUGAACUGAUGAGCCUGGCAUCCGGAGGAGGUAAAAAAACAAACAAAACAACAACAACAUUGCGACUUUUCUUCCCCGUUUAUUUGACGGAACAGAUCCCUGGGACGCAGCUGGAGCUGCCGAUCUGCGAACAUUGCCAAACGGCUUACUUCCUGGGUGACUACGUUCCGAAGAAGAAGAGGAAGGAGAGAAGAAGAAGAAGAAGAAGGGAAAAAAAUUACAAAUAAAUAAAUAACUAAAUAAAGCGGUGAAGGUGGAGCGUCGUGCGUCGUACGUCGUGACGCAGUGGGAUUUUUACGCGUGGUCGGCGUUUGGCCCUGCCCUUCCCGCCGUGACGGCGAUGGGUCGGAAGCGGUGUGUUGGUGCAGAUUGUUCGAAGAUGGCGGCCGGCUGCUGCGGGGUGAAGAAGCAGAAGUUGUCGGGAUCCCCAGGAUCAGGGGGUCCAGGCGGGGCGGGCGGCGGGGCAGCCGGGACCGGGCACUGCGGAUCGGACUUGGGGAUAGGGUCUUCGACGUCGAUGGUCGUGGCCGGAAGCGUGAAUCGAGUGAACGGCCUCGGGGGUCCGGGGGGCAGCGGGAGCUGUAGUGGUAGUAGUAGUAAUAAUAGCGGCGGCGGCGGUAGUGGAGGUGGAUGUGGUGGUAGCGGCGGCGGCGGUAGCAGCAACAGCAACAACACAACCACCGCUCUGUCUCCAACUCCAGGAGGCUACAACUCCAGCACCGGCCUCUCGCCGAACCUCAGUCCGGGACCGGGCUCAGCCAGGAAGAUGGUGGUCUCGGCGGAGAUGUGUUGCUUCUGUUUCGACGUGCUUUAUUGCCAUCUUUACGGAUACCAGCCUCCCCGAACACCCAGGUUUACAAACGACCCCUACCCACUGUUUGUCACGUGGAAGAUCGGCCGGGACAAGCGGUUGAGGGGUUGUAUAGGUACAUUUUCUGCCAUGAACCUGCACUCAGGACUCAGGGAGUACACCCUUACCAGUGCCCUUAAAGACAGCCGCUUUCCCCCGAUGACGAGGGAAGAGCUGCCGCGCCUCUUCUGCUCAGUGUCUCUGCUCACCAACUUUGAGGAUGUUGGUGAUUAUCUAGACUGGGAGGUGGGUGUUCACGGCAUUAGGAUAGAAUUUUUCAAUGAAAAAGGAUCAAAGCGCACCGCCACCUAUCUGCCGGAGGUUGCAAAGGAGCAAGGAUGGGACCACAUUCAAACCAUAGAUUCCUUACUUCGAAAGGGAGGCUACAAAGCUCCCAUCACAAACGACUUCAGGAAGACCAUCAAACUGACCAGGUACCGUAGCGAAAAGUUGACGAUGAGCUACGCGGAGUACAUCGGCCAUCGCCAGCACCACCACUACCAGAACGGCAUCGGGCACCCUCUCCCCCCGUACAACCAUUAUUCCUGACAGCGAGCCGCAUGACCAGUCACUGGACCUCUCCGCGGACCUCUUCCCAGGAGAGCCCGCCCCCUCGUGGUCUAGCUAUCUCUACUACUGUACCAUUUUAUGAUGAUAGUUUCCGUUGCCAUGCCAGCACUCUGUUUAAGAUGGCGGCAUGGCAGCGGGGGGCAAAGAAGCAUCACGAUUAUGAUGUGGAAAAAAAUUUAAAAACGACUCAUUUAUUUUCUCCUUUUUAUCCUUUCUAUUAAUUGAUUUUUUUUUGGCAGCAUAUAUAUGAAAGUAUAUAUAUAUAUAUAUCUCGACGUAUAACCCCUUUUUUCCUGUUAAAAAAAAAAAAGAAGCAAAUAAACAAGUACUGCUUUUCUUUUUUUGCUAAAAAGAAAAGAUCUUUCCAACAAUCCUAAUCAGGUUUUUUGAGUCUGUGGAUGGAAAUAAGUCAUAUUAAGGAGGGGCUCGUCGUGCAGAUCAGAGAAUGAUGUACGCUAAGCUUUAGUUCGUGUAAAGGCUACACGACGUUAACCGGGUCACGAUCAAGCGAUCACGCUACACGCCGUCACGUACGAUUUCACGUAUUAGCAGAAAAAUGAUGAGGCGGUGAAACGUUUUCCGCGUCGUCACGGGUAGAAGAGCCGGAGGAGUAACAGCUGAUCGUUUAAGCUGAAGUUUACGUUCUCGAUCGGUUUGCGAGGAAACCUUUCUGAUCGGACGGCUGCGUGACUUAUAAUCGCGCAUGAAUUUACGGAGUUUAAAUCUCCGAUUUCUUUGGGUUCUGCGCCGACGUUUCGCCGCGUUUUCCGUGUUGAAGAAAGCGCUCUGAAACGAACCGGCUUUUUCCGGCUCUGCUGUGAGCUUUUCCUUUUAUGGAGAUUUGUGGGUGUGGCUAAAUCUAAACAGUGCUUAGUUGAUUCACGGCCGUUUUUAUCGACUCGCGAAGGAAAUCUGGGUUUUUAGUCGGGUUUAGUUGGCCACGAAAAUAAAUAACUCUCAAACAUGCGUUGUUAAUUCGUUAAUAAUUCGUUAACGCGUCCUGGCGUGGUCGUGAUGCCGUAACUGGCGUAAAAGUGUUUUUCAUUUUUAUUUUAUUUUUUAAAAAUCGUUUCUUAUUCGUUUUUACGUGCACCACGUAGCCACCAGAAAGGCUUGUGGGUUGUUUUUCCUUUCUUUCUUUCUUUCUUUCUUUCUUUCCUUCUUCUCUGUGCGAUUCUUUUUCCAAUCUAAAAUAUUCGUGAGUGACUUGAAGUCGUAAAUGAUAUCGUGGGGUUUUCGGGUUGUUUUUCUUCUUUCCCGUGUGGUGUUAGAUGUGCGUCGAUGUUCGAAGAAACUCGUCAGAAGAAACCGCUAGACUAAAUUAGUUAUUGGAAAAGUCAAAAUAUAUAUAUAUUUUUUUUCUUUUUUUCCUCCCUUUGUUUUUCUCCCCUUCAGCACCAGAGGGUCACGCGUCGCUUUAACGGUGUUUGGGCGACGUCACGUUUGUUUAUCCGACCCGCCUCUGAUGAACUGUUCUGAUCUGAAACGGACUUCGUGCUGCAGGGUUUUGGUAUAGAAGGUUCUCAAACUUUACAAACAGUCUCGUUUCUCAGUGAGGGACCAGCCAGGAGAAAAUCAUGAAGAACUGUGAUGAUGAGGAUGACGACGAUGGGGUGUCCUGAAUAUUUAUUAACCAAUCCAGCAAAAAACAAACAGAACCCGUCAUCUUUGAGGAGAACAGGAUUCGGUUCUCCUCCUACGGGACGCCGCCGCUGUCGUUUUUCUUUAUUUUCUUUAUCGGACGGAGAGGGGGGAGAUAUCUUCAGAGAUUAAGCUCAGAUGACCGGGACGAGCGUGAAGGAAAAAAACAAAACCUAAAAGCCAUACUCUUCUUAAGGCAUUGCGUAAUCGUCAGGGGGUAGUUUUGUUUUUCCCGAACUGGGAAUUUGUUUACUGGAAGUUUUCAGUCGCUAACGCUUUUAACCGCGAGCGUUUUUACGAUCUGAUCCAGUGUUCGUGGAACCGAAACCUCUUCUCAAGAUCUUACCUCAUACUUUCAGAUAUUAACGCCAAUCCAUCACCAUCAUCACCACCACCAAUAUAACGCCAUCACCACCACCAUAACAUCAACGCCAUCACCAUCAUCACCACCACCAUCAUCACUACCACAAGAACACGAUCAAUGCACCUCAUGAUGCUUGGCACAAGCAAUGUUUACAUCCACGUCCAAACGCCACAAAAUCCCACGCCGGUUGCCAUGACGCAUCGGAUUGUUUGUGAAUCCUCACGUUGAGCACAGGUGGCCAACCAUCCUGAAAACUCGUCCGUAACCCGUACGGCAUGGUGUGGCGACCGUAUCCUCUCUCUCUCUCUCUCUGUCUGUCUCUCUCUCUCUCUCUCUCUCUCUCUCUCUCUCUCUCUCUCUCUCUGUCUGUCUCUCUCUCUCAUGGUUUUUGUCAGGUGUGAAUCGUCUCUCCUGCCUCCUCUUUACGGCGGAUGAAGAAGCUUUUCUCUGAGGUCUUUCACAAACCCGUUGGAAACGUAAGCUCUCUUUAUUUUCCGUAAAUAAAAGCAGUGUGUGGUGUUUUUCAGGCUUUCUGUUUCAGCAGGUCUAGUUCUUCUCCAAACCAAACAACAAAACGAACCGAAAGCCUCGUGUUCUCCGUCGCGGCGUCGCAGGACCGAGCGCUCGAGAUUUCAGAACGUUUUAGUCGUUAAAAGCGGAGACUUUUAUUUAUUUUUUCCCGCAGGAGGACUCUCUUCCUCUCUUUCCUUUCAUAUGCAAAAACAAACCAGUGUUAAGGGCUUUCGGUGUUCCAUCCACAGUCAUCUCCAGCUCCAUCAGAAGUUAAAAUCUAAACAGAACUCUGGUUUCAGUUGUGUUGCCUUCUACACCGGGUCAGCGAAAUCGCUCCUGGUCGUUCGGCUGCUGUACUCUACGCCACGGUGAUGUUUCAUCUCCAGCAAAAAACAAACAGACCUUUUUGUUUCAUCAGAUUUUGUCCGUCUCGUGUCGGGUUCUCCGUUUUUACUUUCCGAAACGCUUUAAGAACGUGUCCGUGAAGGUCUCGCGCGCGGCCGAGCGAUCCGGCGGCCAUUUUGAGAUCCGCACUCGAGUACAGCACAAACUGGAUUUUAUUCAUUUCUUUUUUCUCUUCUGCUGCAUUACAAAGUACACAGAGUUGUUUUUUGUUUUUUUGCGUACAUGAAUGAACGUAUUUAUGCACAUCUGCAAUACAUUUGUUGUGUGUACGUUACAGAAGACCUGUUGAAUGAACCGAGAGAGAAAACAGACAAUAUAAAAUGGUGCUACUGGACCUCAUUUUUUCUGGGGGGGUUAAAGGUCACAGUUUAAAUGUGACUGGUCAUGCGGACUCAUCAGUCAUAUCAGACUUAUUCUUAUCCUCGAUAUAUGCAGAUCUGUUUUACAGGUGUUGUUGUUUAUUGUUGUUUUUGUUUUGUUGUUGUUCUUACCCGUGUAACAAACUGAAAUUUCCUGCAGGUUUGAAAGGACAAGGAGUCACGAGUCUAACCCCAUCCUUCCCUCAUGGCCUCGGGGGGAAUACACGGUCAUUCACGUCUCAUCUGUCACAUCUGUCGUGCCGUAGACACGUGGCCACGGCAGCAGUCCACACACGCACACGCGCGCACACACACGUGCAGACACGUGGUGAUUAGUUAAAGGCCGGUCCGAAAAGCCUUUGACGUCCGUUAUGAAGUGUUCCUGAUUGAACUUGCAUUCGGUUAAACGACGACGACAGAAUCUAUAAAUAUCUCGCGUUCUUCACGUUAAACCUUCGUCGCAGAGAGAAAUUUCGGUUUCGUCAACAUUAAAUCGUUACGCUGCUUUAGCCACAGUACUGUCAGACCGCAGGAACGCUCGCAGGAACCGUGGAGUACUUGAAGGCAUCGCGGUCGCAUGAGAAGUCGUCCGAUUCAAAUCGUCGCACUCUGGAGAUCUGAUCUAAACGCCACGUGGGGCAGUCGUGAUUUGGUCGCAGAGCCAAAAUAUUAAAAACCCUAGUUGAAACACGUGAAACACGUUUGAGGCCGAUGACCGUCACGCCGUUGAGAGUUUUCGUCGCGUCGCGUCGCACGCCGUGUCCCGAGGGAAACCCGUUCCGUCGUCUGUCACGGAGCGGGCCGUUCGAUGUUUCUCGCAGGAAGCCGAUCUCCCGUUCGUCAUCGUGUUAUUAUUAGUAUUAUUAUUAUUAUUAUUAUUAUUAUUGUUAUUAUUAUUAUUAUUAUUGUUAUUAUUAUUGUUAUUUUUCUCCGCGGUCAGAGCGUGAAGGCUCACGUAAACUUUGUGUGUUCGAUCGAACCAAAGAUGCCUCCAGCCAUGUCCUAAUGCUGCUCUCAGACCUGCCUUCCUGUCCUUCCAAAACACAAAAAUAUUCAUCCUGCAAGAAAAAUCCUCUUCUGUGUUUUUUAUUUUUAAAUCUUUUGUUUUGUACAAUUUCUAACAUUUUUUGUUAAUUUUUUGUUUUUAUUAUUAUUAUUUUCCCCCUGCGACCCGAGCUGUGCGCGUCCUCGCCGUCUCGCUCGGCGCGGACGACGUCACGCCGCGUUGCACGUGCGUUUCAUUUUUCUGUUCGUUAUUGUUACUAUUAUCAUAUAUAUAUUUUUUUUUAAAGAAAAGAAAACCCCAUAGCGUGCCUCUUAGAUUCAUGGGUUUCUUAAUGUGUUUUUUCCUAAAGACCAGCAGUUAUACUUUAUAUAAAAGAUGUGUUAAUUCUUAUUUUUAAAUGCCAUUUAAAAAAAAAAAAAAAAAAAAAAAAAAAGCCUCUUUUCUUUACUGUGGACCCAGUAGCAGCACUGGUUAUACAAUCGCACUGAAGACAAAAUAAAAAAAAAAUCAAAUAAAAAAGCGUAUAAAUAAUAAUAAAUGACAUGAAAUAAGAGAAGAAGAACUACAAUAAACAUUUGUUUGAGAACAUUUUGUAAGAAACUAUGCUUAAAUGGAAAAAAACACGACGAUAGUGAAAACAGUUUUUUGUACAUCAAAGGAAAAAAAAAAGUUGAUUCUUUAAACAAAAAAAAACUAUUUUGGAUCUAGUUUCUAAAUUAUUUUAGUGGUUUUCUAUGUUCUGGAACUUUGAGCUGAGUUUUGGACGCGUGACUCUCUGCCUGAGCGCAGCGAGCUCCGGGGUACCUGGCGUAACCCCUCACACCCACCGGUUCCUUCAGUUCUUUUCUAUUUCUAUUCAGUUUGGAAAUUUCUCUCUGCUUUAAUAAAUAACUUGAAAUUGUUGUUGAUGAUGAUGAUGAUGAUGAUGAUGAUAACUUGGGGAAAAAAACAAAGAUGGAUCCUUCCCUCCCUGUAGAACUAGAACCUUCUCUUCUUCCUCCUCACCUGAAUUUGAUAUUAAUGUGUGAAGAAACUUGAAACGGGCAUUUAUUAAAGAUUCAUGACUCGACGUUUAAAAAAAAAAAUAAAAAAAAAUUAAAAAAAAAGGAAAAAAAAAAGAUAAAUAAAGAAAAAGGAGGGGGAAAAAAACAGAAAAAAAAGACAAAAGCUGUAAUAAAAAGCCUGUGUCGAGGGAACUCGUAUCUAGAUGGAUUAUCAGUGGGUAUGUGAGCUGUGGCGAUGAUGUAGUUUUAAACCUUGUUAUUACCUUUUAAAUCAUUUAUCCAAUAAAAAAAUAUUCUGAAAGAACAGUC
Messenger RNA from Ictalurus furcatus (blue catfish), 7809 nucleotides. It is a transcript of the gene ammecr1, whose product is annotated as AMMECR nuclear protein 1. The record is from RefSeq and is a predicted model, not a curated record. NCBI's taxonomy places the organism in Eukaryota, Metazoa, Chordata, Actinopteri, Siluriformes, Ictaluridae. The transcript has 7 exons. Bases 1129 to 2187 code for a protein of 352 amino acids.